AUGUCCUUUCGCAAGCGAAACAUCGGCUUGUCAGUUGGCGUGGAUCGCGCUGCUGUUCCCAAUGCUCCCGCACAGCCAGCUCCGGAGUCCAACCCAGGAAUUCGCCCCUCCCCCGACGAUGGACGACCGACUACUUCUACAGGAACGCCGUCGCUAGACAAUUUACUGGCGGGUCAUGCAGGCCUGCCUAUGGGCAAGACUUUAUUGAUAGAGGAGAAUGGAACCACCGAUUUUGCAGGUGCAUUGCUGCGAUACUAUGCAGCGGAGGGCGUCGUCCAGGAACAAAAGGUCCAUGUUGUUGGAGUCCCCGAGCAAUGGGGUCGCAGUCUGCCUGGAUUGAUCGGCACGGCCGAGUCGCUGAAUGAUAAGAGAUCGGACAAGCGCAAGGAUGAGAAGAUGAAGAUUGCCUGGCGAUAUGAGCGACUAGGCGAGUUUGGCGCGGGCAUUGCAGGAUCGCGUGAUGCCCCUGCUGCUGCUUCACCUGGAGAACAAGAUGGGAAGCAGCAAGUCGCCUUCUGCCACGCCUUCGAUCUCACUAAACGUCUCGCCCAUCCGUCCAUCACUAACAUGACGUUCACUCCUCUGAUGCCCUCGAGGGGCUCGCCCUUCACAGCCGUUUUAAACCGACUUCAGACCGCCAUUGAAUCUGACAGCCCGAGUGUCGUUCACCGAAUUGUUAUUCCAUCUCUGCUCAAUCCCACCAUGUAUCCGCCCGACGCAUGCCAGCCCGAAUAUGUGCUGCAAUUCCUUCACGGUUUGAAGGCAGUGAUGAGCGCUUACACCUCUCGAGUCACCGCAAUGAUCACCCUCCCAUUAUCCUUAUUCCCCCGUUCAUCCGGUCUAGUCCGCUGGAUGGAGCUGCUCAGCGACGGCGUCAUUGAACUUUGUCCGUUCCCUCAUUCCUCCGAUAACCUGGCAACUUCGGGAGCGGCGACAUCAUCAGAAGAACCACCGCAGGGCAUGCUCAAGACCCAUCGCCUUCCAGUAUUGCACGAACGAGGCGGUGGAAGCGAUCGGAAUGUGGGAUUGGAUUGGGCGUUCAUCUUGAGUCGGCGGCGUUUCGAGAUCAAGCCGUUCAGCUUGCCACCGGACGAGGGCGACAAGGAGGCACAGGAAGCAUCGGCCCCCGGAGGGAUGCCUAAAAAGUCGGAUCUGGAAUUCUGA
Penicillium cinerascens is the source of this 1164-nucleotide messenger RNA. Its product is annotated as elongator complex protein 4. Gene Ontology annotation, cellular component: elongator holoenzyme complex; cytoplasm; transcription elongation factor complex. The record is from RefSeq and is a predicted model, not a curated record. Gene Ontology annotation, biological process: tRNA wobble uridine modification. Bases 1 to 1164 code for a protein of 387 amino acids. NCBI's taxonomy places the organism in Eukaryota, Fungi, Ascomycota, Eurotiomycetes, Eurotiales, Aspergillaceae. The transcript is spliced from 2 exons.